Molecule: messenger RNA, 1821 nt
Organism: Lasiosphaeria miniovina
Lineage: Eukaryota; Fungi; Ascomycota; Sordariomycetes; Sordariales; Lasiosphaeriaceae
Product: S-adenosyl-L-methionine-dependent methyltransferase
Exons: 3
Coding region: 1-1821 (606 amino acids)
Biological process (GO): polyamine biosynthetic process
Source: RefSeq, a predicted model, not a curated record
AUGGCUCCCAGAUCCGCCGCCAAGAGCGGCAAGCUUAAGUCGCUAGGGCCCAAAACCACCAAGAAGACAGAUGGAGUGCCCGAAAUUGACCCAAAUUCGUCCUUCACUCCCAAGAGCUUCGAGGAAGAACUCAAAGCCCUCGCAGCCAAGGCCAAAGAUGAGACAUGGGCCAGGUUUGCAAAAGAGCAGGCGGCUGUCUAUCUCAAGUCGAUUGUCCUGCUCAGUCUCAUAGCCGUCUACUCCAACGUCUCUCAACUGGCCUUGUCGCCCGUCUACGGCUCAAUCCCCUCAGCCCAGUGGCACGCAAAACUGAUAAUGGCCGCCUGCUUUACCGGGUGGUCGUCCAACAUGCUGCUCAGCCGAGCGCUGCCCUUCAAGCUCGCCACCCUGCUGCCUGUCAUUGCCAUAUACAUUCCCACUGUCCAGUUCUUUCUCUACAAAGCCAGCGCACUCCUCACGGCGUACUGGGGGCCGCUGGUCACCGAAGCACUCACCCUGUUCCCGCUCAUGAGCAUAUCGGCAGCCUGUGUCGCCACCUAUCUGGACGAUGUCGACCUCUCUGCCCUGCCCUCGUGGCUCGCAGAUGCGGCCCCGGGGCUUGGAUCCUAUGGCUUCUUUAAGGCGGCGGAGAAGUUAUCAGGCAGCCUGCUGGCCCCCCAUGUUGGGAAGUCCUUCUUCAACACCAGGCUUGGGCUGGAGACAGUGCUGGCGGCAUCUUACGCGCUCCUCGCGCCCUCGCGCCUUUUACUUUUUACGGUUCCGGCCCUGCUGCACACGGCAUUUUUGAACCCUCACGUGCCGACGUCCAUGGCCCUGGCCUCGCUGAACAGCAGCCUCGCCUCGGAGGGGUGGAUGAUUUUAGAUAGACAGGAAUCUAUCACUGGAUAUAUCUCCGUCAUGGAGAGCUUGACGGAUGGGUUCCGCGUCAUGCGCUGCGACCAUAGCCUGCUGGGCGGCGAGUGGGUUAAAUAUAUCGGCCAGGGGCAGUUCAAAGGUAAUAAAGUUGCCGAGCCUAUUUACGGCGUGUUUGCCAUGUUGGAAGCCGUCAGGCUGGUCGAGACGCCACAUCCGACUCCUGACUACGAGGCCAAAGCCCUGGUCGUUGGGCUGGGAGUCGGCACUACCCCUGGCGCGUUGGUGGCGCACGGCGUCGACACAACCGUGGUCGAAAUCGACCCCGUGGUGUACAAACUUGCCGAAAAGUAUUUUCAGCUUCCCCAGAACCACACCGCCGUGAUCGAGGACGCGGUUAGCUAUGCAGCACGGCUCGCCAACGAAACCAGCAGCGUGGACAAUCGUUUCGACUACAUUAUACACGACGUGUUCACGGGUGGUGCCGAGCCCAUCCCGCUAUUUACGCUCGAGUUUCUGCAGAACCUCAACGCCCUGCUCAAGCCCGAGGGCGUCAUUGCUAUUAACUACGCUGGAGACUUUGCCCUCCCGCCGCCAAAAAUCGUGCUGCAGACGAUCCGGCGCGUAUUCCCGUCGUGCCGGCUCUACCGCGAGCACCCGCGCGGCGAGGACGACUUUGAGAAGUCGGGCCGCGACUUUACCAACAUGGUCAUCUUCUGCACCAAACUGACCCGAGCCAUUUCGUUCCGUGAGCCUACGGCGCGGGACUUGCUCAACAGCCCGUCGCGGGAGGCGUUUUUGAGCCCCCGGAACGAGGUCAAGGACACCGAUUUUGUCGCCGGCCAAGACGAGAGCAUCCUGACGAGAAACGACACGCAGAAGCUCACCAAGUGGCACGAGACGAGUGCCCUCGGCCACUGGACCGUCAUGCGCACCGUCCUGCCCCCGGUCGUCUGGGAGGCUUGGUGA